Messenger RNA from Argiope bruennichi, 974 nucleotides. It is a transcript of the gene MED19, whose product is annotated as mediator of RNA polymerase II transcription subunit 19-like. The transcript has 7 exons. Gene Ontology annotation, cellular component: mediator complex. NCBI's taxonomy places the organism in Eukaryota, Metazoa, Arthropoda, Arachnida, Araneae, Araneidae. Gene Ontology annotation, molecular function: transcription factor binding; transcription coregulator activity. Bases 56 to 724 code for a protein of 222 amino acids. The record is from RefSeq and is a predicted model, not a curated record. Gene Ontology annotation, biological process: positive regulation of transcription by RNA polymerase II.
AAACAUUAGAUUCUGUCAUUUUGUACUAAGCUGAGCUCUGAGCGAGCAGAGCAAAAUGGCUGACGUAGGGAGGAAGCCAGAAUCAUAUUCACCUAAAUCGAGUCCUCGGGGAUCUCGAUCUCCUGUUGUACCUCGUCAGGAUUCAACUGGUACUCUUAAAACUACGAUAUCUUUGGGGAAAACUCCUGCUAUUGUUCAUAGUGGGCCAUUUUACCUUAUGAAAGAGCCUCCAAAAUCAGAAUUGACUGGAGCCUCCAAUUUGAUGUCAUUUUAUAAUCUUGAACAUUCCUACAACAAAUUUUGUGGUCGAAAAAUGAAAGAUCAACUAAGUGCUUUCCUUCCUAAUCUUCCUGGCAACAUUGAUGGACCAGGAAGCUUAGAUAAUAGUUCUCUGAAAUCUCUCAUUGAAAAACCUCCAAUAGGCGGCAAGGAGCUUCUGCCAUUAACUGGAUCGCAGUUGUCAGGUUUUCGUCUUCAUCCUGGUCCAUUACCAGAGCAAUACAGAUUAAUGAGCCAGCAACCACAAAAGAAAAAACAUAAACACAAAAAGCACAAACAUAAAGCAGGUGAUACUCCAACCCAAGAAUCUCAACAAGAUAUCAAUAUUGAUGGUCCACAUGAGAAAAAGCACAAGAAACAAAAGAGGCAUGAUGAGGAAAAAGAGAAGAAGAAAAAGAAAAAAGAAAAGAAGAAGAAAAAGCAAAUAAUGAUGGUAAAUAAGUAAAGAAAUAGGAAGUUAAGACAUCAGAAUUGAAGCAUGGACCUGAUGCUGUAUUGACUGGAAUGCCCAUUACCAGUGCUCCUAGCACAAUAUCCCACCCAAACUCAAUCCCAAAACCUAUAUGAGAAAUAUCACCUCACUUGUUUUUGCUCUGAUGUGUUUAUUAACUUUCAUGUGUUUGUUUUAAAAUGUGUAUAGUAAUGUAUUUUAUAAAUGUUUCAUCAAUGCACACAAUAAACAUGUGUAAAUAUAA